Guillardia theta CCMP2712 is the source of this 2772-nucleotide messenger RNA. RefSeq lists its product as hypothetical. Bases 1 to 2772 code for a protein of 923 amino acids. The record is from RefSeq and is a predicted model, not a curated record. Lineage: Eukaryota; Cryptophyceae; Pyrenomonadales; Geminigeraceae. The transcript has 2 exons.
AUGGUUCUUCAGUAUGAUGAAAAUGUUCGCAACCUGCUGUUUCGGAGAUCAUGCCAAUACACGCAGCGCGGACUUGUGGAUGCCUCUGUCCUCGAAGCUGAUCUUGUCGAGAGGGUGAAGAGCUUCGCGAAGCGUUAUCCGAACAGCAGGACAGCUCAGGCUUGCAAGGCUGUGGAGGGAUGCACCCCCGACGCUAUCGCAGAAGCCAUCCGCUCGACAUGUCAGCAGGCACGACGUGAGCUUCUACAAGAAGCGAUGACUGGAUGGAGUGACGCAUCCAGAGAGUGGUUUAUGCAGCAGAUUGAAGAAGCCAAGAAGGAGAAGGUCGAGACAUACACCGCCUCAGCAGGCAACGAGGUGACUUCCUUCAUCUCCAUGACUCUCCUGGGCAUCUCCUCGGUGUAUGUCAACCAAGAGGAGAACCUGAAGAAGAAAUUCGAAGAGAUCGGACUGAUCGUAGACUCAGUGCAAGAGAGUAAAGCAAUCAUGUGGAAGGCUCCGUAUAGACCCGAGAUAGCGAGUGCUGAGGAGAUCCCGGUGACUGUUUCCUUCCUCCGCAAUGCACAAGCGGAGAAGCUCUGGCAGCGAAGAGAGGACUUCGCGAUCGAUGGUCGCAAGUUCACAGCUGUACAUUAUGAUGAAAAUGUUCGCAACCUGCUGUAUCGGAGAUCAUGCCAAUACACGCAGAGCGGACUUGUGGAUGCCUCUGUCCUCGAAGCUGAUCUCGUCGAGAGGGUGAAGAGCUUCGCGAAGCGUUAUCCGAACAGCAGGACAGCCCAGGCUUGCAAGGCUGUGGAGGGAUGCACCCCCGACGCUAUCGCAGAAGCCAUCCGCUCGACAUGUCAGCAGGCACGACGUGAGCUUCUCCAAGAAGCGAUGGCUGGAUGGAGUGACGCAUCCAGAGAGUGGUUUAUGCAGCAGAUUGAAGAAGCCAAGAAGGAGAAGGUCGAGACAUACACCGCCUCAGCAGGCAACGAGGUGACUUCCUUCAUCUCCAUGACUCUCCUGGGCAUCUCCUCGGUGUAUGUCAACCAUGAAGAAAAGCUGAAGAAGAAAUUUGAAGAGAUCGGACUGAUCGUAGACUCAGUGCAAGAGAGUAAAGCAAUCAUGUGGAAGGCUCCGUAUAGACCCGAGAUAGCGAGUGCUGAGGAGAUCCCGGUGACUGUUUCCUUCCUCCGCAAUGCACAAGCGGAGAAGAUAGCGAGUGCUGAGGAGAUCCCGGUGACUGUUUCCUUCCUCCGCAAUGCACAAGCGGAUGUGAGCAUCGUGCACGAUCGAUCUUUCAAGAUUCGAGCCAAGAGAGGACCCUGGGGCAAAGGGGGCAGCUUGGCAGAGCUGACUCACCUGUUAACCUUUGGCGGCAUGACAACGGCUGAGAUAGCUGCCGUCUAUCGCUAUCAGCUGCUGCGCCAGUCCCUUGCAGCGGUCCAACUCCAGCCGCUGGCAGGCAUGCUGGUCGCUGGGGCGCCAGGACAGCAAGUCCACAAAGGCUUAGGUCAGAAAGGCUUCAUCGCUGUAGGGGCCAACGUCAUCUGGAGACAGAGGGAGGUGGAGUGGAUCGUCUCCUCGAGCUGCCCAGAGGCGAAUGAUACAGCAUUUCGAGCUUUCCGAGAGAGCGAAGCGAUGGAGGGAGUACACCUGACUCUGUUCAGCGAGGACCCGAAGAUCAGAGAGGCGCUCGCAGUCGAGUUGACAGCUGAUCGCUUUGUGUCCAGAAAUAAGUUGAAGAAGGCAUCAAGGAUGCAGAAGAAGGCAGGCGGCAAGGACGGCAAGGAGAUCAAGAUCAUCAUCAAGUCGACGGCGGCAUCUGGUCGCUUCACGAGGAAGGAGAUGGAGGGGCUGUGCAACGGCGGCAACACGUCUAUCGCAAGAGUCAAGAGAGUCUUGUUGGAGAUCGCUAACAGGCUCGAGAUCAACGUUGAAGGCAUCGACAUGGAGGAGGAUUUGAACACCAAGUCCUGGAACGGGUCCAAGCUAUGCAUCCUCCUCGGCUCCACGGAGGAUGCUCGACGCAUGAUGAAGGAGCUGCCCUUCUAUCUCGAAGGCGCAGCAACCAAGCUCGAAGCAGUCGGCUUCGACAAGGAGCCUGACUCUGAGGCGGCUGGUCAGCGGGGCACCAGCGACGCAGCGCAGCGACAGGAGGAGAGCGAGGGAGAGUGGCUGGAGUUUACAGACCUGGAGAGGAUCACAAUGGAGGCAGCAUCUCCGUCAAGCCAAGAGGACAUGCAGCUCGUCAGCGAGCUGUCAGCAGUCAUCGAAGAUGCAGCUUCUUUGAACGAGGCGGGGACGAGCGAGCCGAUCAAGCUGGUCCUGGACAAGGCCGUUGGCAACCUCCACGACACCUUCUACUCUCCGGGGAGCCUGGAGUUCAUGUCGCUGGGAGAGUGGGCGAAGAUGCCAGAGGAGCAGGGAGUUGGGCGCAACGUUCUCAAGGAGAAGCUGGGGAAGUGGCUGCAGAGCAAGCGCUGGACUCGCGUGCAAGGAGAGAGCAAGAAGGCAAGGAGGGGCAGCGCGUUCUCGCCACGGGCAACGGCAGCUGCUGAGCUUGAGCAGGAGGCGGAGAGCGACGACAUAGAGCGUCGAUCUCUUAGCUUCCUGUUCAUAGCACUGAGUAAAUUCGCAGAGAUGCAUGUGCUGGCCUGCUCGCUGAAGGUGGACAAGAAGGACCGACUGCGAGUGGAGAUGAGGGAAGAUGACGAAGAAGAGGAAGACAUGGAGGAAGAGCAAGGCGAGGGCGAGGAAGAAGACGGGGCGAGCCCGUACCGAGCUUGA